CCAACCUCUCCCUUCCCUCCGCUCCUUAAUUUGAUUCCAGUAGUCUGUAGCAGCACUCUUCGAGCACGAGCAAAGGAGAUGGCUCCCAAGGCGAAAGUGGCGAGCCCCAAGGGGAGGGCGAAGGCCAAGCCUGGAGGAGCCAAGGGCGCGGAGGCCAAAGGAGCACCCACACUGAAGAUUGAGAGAGGGGCAAGCGGCACCCUGCAGCGAAAGACCAUCGCAGCAGGCGAGAGACCAAUGCUCGACCGCACCGGGACCGACACUGAGGCGCCGGUGCCCGAGCGCGUUCGCAUCGAGCAGCGGCGCCGCAGUGUGAGCAAGGAUGAGUCCAUCAGGGUCACUGUGCGGAUGAGGCCCCUCUUCUCCAAAGAGGUGUGGUGUGAAGGCGAAAGGCAUGCACACAAAAGAUGGGGAAGUGGAAUCGGAUGUGCGUUGCCUGCCCGUGCGUGUGGCAUCGUUUCAGACGAGCAAGGGUCACCAACAGCUGUGGAAGAUCGAGAACGAGAAGACCGUCACGUCUGACCCCUCCAUGGUCAUCGAGCCAGAGAUUCUCCCCGCGGGCCCACUCAAGACAAACGCCUUCUCGUUCGACAACUGUCUCGACGGAACUGGUAAGACAGCUGCCGCGUCUCUUCACAUCUAUCUCUUCUACGUGCUCUUUUCCAGUGACCAAUGACGAAAUGUACGAAUGCAUGGCGAAGGAUGUCGUGUUGGAUGCCAUCGAAGGCAUCAAUGGGUGCGUCCUGAGCUAUGGGCAGACGGGCAGCGGCAAGACCUUCAGCACCAUGGGUACAAUGGACCAGCCGGGCAUCAUUCCCCAGGCGCUCGACGACAUUUUCUUCCGCAUCGCAAACUCAGAGGACGAGACGACGGUAAAACAAACGAGCCAUUCGCCAUUCCCAGUACGAUAGGGCGUACAACUUCAUCUCAUUUGCAGGAGUACUUGGUUCGGUGUGCCUACGUUGAGAUCUACAUGGAGGUGAGAAAGCAAAAAGACACGGGAGGGAGAUAUGCUAUGCAGGUUUCUUUCUUUGUUCUGUCAGCGCGUCAACGAUUUGUUCCAGGACGGUCCCGAUGGCGAGAACUCGCCGAUGGAGAAUCUGCAGGUGAAGGAGGAUCCAGGCAAGGGAUUCUAUGUGGUCGGUUUGGCGGAGAAGAUCGUUGGGAACGCUGACGACGUGCUGGAGCUGCUCAGGAGGGCAGAGAAGAAGAGGAGGUUCGCGGUAAGCAAGCCAAGCCCUCUGUCUUUCUUCCCACUCACUCAAUCAAAAGCGGCUACAAACCCUGUCUGUCUCGGCUUUGAAUGAAUGCAGCGCACUAACUUCAACGACGUCUCGUCACGGUCAGUGCAAGUGGAGUGCUCAAGAGACUGUGCAGUGAGUGCAUGUGUCUGUUUGAAUGUAUGGAUGCCCGUACGAGUCUGUCUGUGCGUACAUGUAUGUCUCCAGUUCGCACGUGGUGUUCAUCAUGAUCAUCGAGACGAGCAGCGAGGUGGGUGCGGGUGCCGAGAAGAGCACAAUCACCAAGGCUGGCCGCCUCAAUCUGGUCGACCUAGCUGGCAACGAGAAGGUCUCCCAGGCAGCGGCCGGCACUGGCGGGGCGCAAGAAAAGGUACCUACACGAGACUCUUGUGACGGACGCUUGUCCCUGGGUGCUUAGAGACACUCACUUAUGGUCGUGUGAGUUCAGAAAACUAUGGACGAGGGCAAGCGGAUCAACCAGUCGCUAUUUUUCCUGAGGUAGGCGCGGUGCCGAGUCCCAGACAUGCUGGCUCAGUCAAUUGAUUGUCCCGUGUGCGGUGCGUGGACUCGCAGUGAGGUGAUUGGCAAAUUGUCUGCACGUGCUGAGAUCAUACAGAAGAAGGGGUCGGCUAAGGCUGCCCAGCGGGAGCUGGAGUCCCUCUAUGUGCCGUACCGCGACUCAAAGCUCACCAGGCUGCUACAGGUAGGUAGAGGAUAUGGCCCACCACCCAUGUGCCUGGAUGCAGCUACAUGCGGUGAUGCCAUGCCUGUGGUCAGAAUUCGCUGGGCGGCAACUCGCGCUGUUCGCUUCUCAUUGCCGUCACGCCCAGCCACAUGUACCAAGAGGAGACGCUCUCCUCUCUGCGGUCAGUAAUGCAAUGCACCCAUCUAUCAGGACUCCAUGUCCUUCCACAUGAAUGUAUUGGCUGGCCCUGUGUGUUGUGCUGUGUGUGUAUGGGGCAGUUUUGCGGCCAAGGCCAAGAAGAUCACGGUCGAAGUUCAGACCAAUUUUGUGUCUCCCGAGCAGUCGGUCAUCGCCCAGCAGAAGGAGACCAUCCGCAGGCUCGAGGAGCAACUACAAAGGCUGCAAGAGGUAGGCACCGCACCCGGUCAGUACCCGUGACCGCUUGAUCGGUGUGCUGUGUGUUGCGCCAUGUCAGGGUGGCGGCGUUCCGCAGGCCCCUGCGGGCAGCCUCGUAGCCCCGCCACCGCCGAGCUCCGAAGAAGUGGACCAGCUCAAGGUGCUCAUGUCACUGACUGAGUGGAUUGGUGGGCAAUCUAUCUUCUGUCUUGGCGUGUGUCUCGCUCACACAGGAGGAGAUGAAGAGCAAGCUUGAUCGCUUGACUAAUCUCAUCCUGAAGCAGGAUGUGACAUCACCCAAGGACAGCGCGUCAAAAACCAUGCCAUCCGCCAAAAUGCGACGGUAAUUAAGCACAUCCAUUCGAUCGGAGAUGGUGAAAGUCAGCGACGUGUUCUGCAUGUCUCUCUCUGCUGGAUUGGAUCAGCAUGACGAUGGCGGGCCCGCAGGGCGGUGGCAGGGGUGGCUUCGCGGGCUUUGCCCCCGGGCUGCGCGGGUCUUUCUUGCAGGAGCUCAUCAAGAGGCCCGCACCUGCAAAGAAGAAGAAGGAGGAAGAAGAGGAAGAGGAAUCGGUGCGGCACCAAGGUGCACGCUCUAUUGAAUACACACGCAUAUGGUGGUGUGCAGGAGGAGGAGGAGGAGCAGUCUGACGAGGAGGUCGAGGAGAUGGCGUCGGUCACGGGAUUCGACAUCGACGAAAUGCUCGAAAAGAUUGACUUCGCCAACCUCGACGAACAAAAGAAGAUCGAGAAAAUCAAAAAGUCAGUCAGCGAAAAGAUACGUACCAACACGGUCACAUGUAUGUGUCUUCUCGGCCUGUGCUUGUGUCUGUCUCCAGCCUGAUCAUGGACAAGGCCGAGGAGGCCAAGAGAGCCAACACGGAGGCCCGCCGUCUGUCUGCCAAGGUGAAGAAGCUGCGCAAGAUCUCCGACAAGCAGAAGAAGAAAGAGAAGCGCGCCACUGUGGUCGUCGGGGAGCUGCCCACACCCUCUGCGGCGAGAAAAGGGGAGCUUGGUGCCGAGAUCAAGGAGAGAAAAAAGACCGUCGGGUUCGGUAUCGGUAUGGCCCCGGCUGCGGAGCCCACCACACCCACCACACCGAAGAAAACUGCAUCCCUGGAGAAACUCGCACAGAAGGCCGUGGCCAAUGUCGUCAAGUCAGUGGGAGGGAGGGAGAACAGACAGACAGACAGACAGACAGAGACAGACAGACAGAGCAAGGGGCUGCAUUCCGGCUCACGCACAACUGUUCCUUUCUCUUUUCGUUGCCCGCCCACAUGUGUCUGUCAGGAAUUCCCUCCUGGGUCUUGCAGAGAACAAGACCAUCCCAGCGUCUGAGCAGUCCGAGUACCGCCUGGCCGUCCAGCACAUGAUGCUCGGCACCGCUCCGUCCACGCCAGCGGCGGGCGCGAGGGCGAGGCUCAGCGACGAGAAGGGCGCGGGCCGGCGUGUCUCGCACAGGCAUGUGGACGUCGGAGAGGGGGAACCCAAAGGCGUCACUAGCACUGUCAGGUCAGCAGCUCCACGCUAAUGUCUAUGUUGACCUGGGACCGUCUGUGUGAUCAGGGUUGCGUUGAAUUGCCUGGCCGAGCGGCCCGAGAUCCCCGAGCCUGAGAAGGAGAGCUACCACCAGUCUGCCGAGCACAUCAAGAAGCGCUUCCCCCUCGACAGGGGCAUCACGCCGCUCGUACUCGAACAGAAGGUUAGCUAGUGGGCAUUCUUGGAUGCAUCAGGUGACCGCAUCGAUGCAUGUCUCCCGCUGUGUGCAGCCCGAUGACGUCAUCGCAGGUCUGCAGAAGGCCAACACGAAACUCAUUGAGGAGCGCGACGAACUCAACCAGCGGGCAGCGAAGAUGCAGGAGGAGAAGGCCCGCCUGCUGUCGGAGAUGCAAGAUUUGGAAAAACAACUCCGGACGGGCGGUGAGGCGGCCAUCGGGGAGACCAGCCUGGCCAACCUCAGCGCCAAACUGCAGCAGGUGCGUACAACGAGUGUUGGGGGAAGCCCUGUAGUGUUGUCUGAUGGUCAGGAUCUGAAGCGGGCUCAGGAUGUCCCCGAAGGUACGACGAGCGACAAGCGAGAGGCGCUCCUAGGCAUUCUCAAAGUAUUGGAAGACAAGGUCGGACGGACAACAACCUCCAUCCAUCCACACACACACAACACACGUCAGUCAAAUCAUGCAUGUCGCUUCGCCUCAUAUGUAUAUCAGAUCGAUCAACUUCGCAACCUGCAACGACACUUCCGUGACAAGCUGUCGGGCGUCCCGACGGCUGCAGCGGCAUUUCCGCCUCCCUCGCCGUUCCCCCCGGUCCUGCAAGGCCUCCCAACAGCAGCCAGACGGCAAUUCGUCACCAAACGGUCGUUUCUGCCAUCACCGUGUUUCGCGAGACGGGCGCCCCCGGCUCCCGGUGUGUCCUCUUCGCUGCCCCCCAGCCCGUCCACCAAGACUGUCUGCUGCGGGCUGCGCAGCCCCAGAGAGCCUCAGCCUAGAGAUGUGAAGCCAAAGGUAAAAGACCGCACCGUACAGUGGCGACCGAUCAUAUCGACCACUUAGUGUCUCGUGUCUCCGUCUGUCUCUCUUCAGGCCAGGGGUGGUGUACCUCCCCUGAACCUCGGGGUGAUGAGCCAGCCACAGCCCAAGUGGAGUCCGCCGUCAUACAGAGAAGAGGCCAACUUGAAGAUGCCAUUCCCGUCGGAGGAACCGAAAGCCGUGUUUUCUCCCCGGCCGCCCAGCCCCGUGCCGGUCGGGUUCGCUACACCCCGCGUGACCUCGACUGUCGUCAUGUCGCCGCCGCCGGCAGAUGUGCGCCCUGUCCAGACUGCUCGUCCCUGCUACGUCUCGGUGUUUUGCGGACCACCGAGACCACAACAGCCUGCAAGUGCGGUUCGGUCUUUCCAGCCCCACCCUCCGUGCCACCCGAAGAGCCCCCCUGCCCCCGCCAACAGCAGCCUGCCUUCAUCGCCCCUUCCACCGCCCGUCCUCACGAUGCGCCCGCCACCGCAGUCUGCCCCUGCACCGACUGUCCAGCACAUGAAGGCGUCUGCACCACAGCCGGCGAGUGUCUCCCGUGUGGACAGCCCCUGGCCCACCUCUCGACCGGCGACGUAUCGGUAUGUAAUGGGCCCAUUGAGUCAGAAGCAGGGGGCGGGGAGGGUCGACGAGGAGGGUGUCAAGCGGGAUCUCAUGAGACAGGAGACCUCUGCGUGUCAGAGGUGCUGCAUAUCGCACAGGGGGGCCAGACGAGACAAGAAGUGAGUGAUGAACACGUGGUGGGGUGGCGUCGGUCGGGGUGCUUCGAGGAAGGACCGCUUUGUUUUUGCGUUGCUCUGGACGCCUGUACGUCUGUUGGUCUGCGUGGAUGCCUGUCUGUCAGUAUGUUGCCCUCCCUGUGUGAGUGGAUUGGGGAGGGGGGUCUGUGUGCUGCGUGGGGGGAGGGAGGACAGAGAGAGGGCAGGAGAGACAGGUGCUUUGUGUCGUGGGUACGGUACGCUCGUUCCUGGUGGUCGAAUGAAUAUGCACAUCACUGGCUGGACUGACUCAUCACUUGUCUGCGUUAGCAGGCGGCUCUCGAGAGAUGACUGAUCAGAUCCCUCUGUAUUCCGUCGGUUUCGUCAUUCCUCUCACGGCUUUGGAUUUCAGUGUCUGAUUCCAGUCAGUCGUCCGUUGAAACGCCACACGGAGAGAGAGAGUGAGUGCCAUCCAUCCAUCCAUCC
Molecule: messenger RNA, 6031 nt
Organism: Vitrella brassicaformis
Lineage: Eukaryota; Vitrellaceae
Source: the annotation of a GenBank genome assembly